Pogonomyrmex barbatus (red harvester ant) is the source of this 624-nucleotide messenger RNA. Its product is annotated as NPC intracellular cholesterol transporter 2 homolog a. Gene Ontology annotation, molecular function: sterol binding. The record is from RefSeq and is a predicted model, not a curated record. NCBI's taxonomy places the organism in Eukaryota, Metazoa, Arthropoda, Insecta, Hymenoptera, Formicidae. Gene Ontology annotation, biological process: intracellular cholesterol transport.
CGAUCGGUACUUUGGCGACGAAAGCCGAUCAGAGGCGCUCUCUUGUUAGAUAUCAUACCGAGGGAUGAGGCGUUUUAAGACAAUUGCAACGGCAAUGGUCGUCAUUAGCCCCGCGGAAGCCGUAUGAGUAACGUCAAUAAUGAGUCGAGUAGCAGUUGUCACGUUUGCGUUUUACUAUGCGUUGUGUUCGGUGUCUUGUCUCGCCGUCACAUUUGAGGAUUGUGGCUCAUCAUUGGGCAAAUUCACGGAAGUAUCAGUUUCGAAUUGUCAAUCAACUGAUGCCAGAUGUAUUUUAACACGCGGAACUUACGAAUCUAUAUCUAUUAAAUUUAUACCUAAUGAAGAUAUUUCACAAGUCAAUGUACGUAUAUUUGGCGUAUUACAUUCUGUUCCGAUACCUUUUCCAUUUGAUAAACCUGAUGUCUGCAAAGAUACCAACGAUGGAGUCGAUUGUCCUUUACAUAAGGAUCAAGAAUAUCAUUAUACAACCACGCUCUUUGUACAGAAGCAAUAUCCUGCGGUGAGUGUAGACAUUAAGUGGGAGUUUAUAACUAAGAAUGACGAUAAAAUAAUAUGUGUAGUAUUUCCCGCUAAAAUUAAAUAAUUCAGAGAAUGUUAUUUCUG